UUUUAUCGAUAAUCGUUCGUUGAAAGGGAAAAAAGUAGCAUGAAUGAAAAAGAAACCGCGGGAACGUUUGACUCACAGUGUGUAGUAGUCGACUUCUCAUUGAUACAAGUAUUACGAUUAAGAAUAAUUAGAUAAUAAUUUAAGAAAAAAUAAAUAAUAAUCGAAUAUAUAAAAAAACAAAAGUUUAUUGGAAGAAAGAAAAGGAAAGAGGAUGGCUCUCGUCGUAGUUGUGAAAAAUUUUCAGGGUCUCAAGUGUAAAGGAGAAAAAUUCUUGAAGAUUGACUUUCGAGGUGUAUCAAAUUGUUCGAAAAAUCUCGAGGACAAUGGAGGUGAUGUCAUCACGGUCAAUCAGAAUUUCACGUGGAAUUUGGGACGGCCUGUCGAGGAAACGGAAACAUUGGAAUUAUCCGUGGUAUCUCGUGGAGUUCUUAGAAUGGAAAAAACCAUCGCAAAAUAUGGUCUUAUUCUGCAGACUGUUGUACGAGAAGGUCACAUUACUAUCGAGGAUUCAUUGGUUGACCUUAAUAACAAACCUCUACCUGUGUUAGUUUGCUUCGAAAUACGAUAUAAUCCACCUGACGGAAGUAGCAGCUCUUAUGCAAUAUCAGACGUGAUGGAAGACGAGCAACAAAUGUUGAUCGAUAUUGAACAAAACAUUGCCAAUCUUGAAAGAAGUCUCGAACAAGCAAACACCAGUCAUGGGGGUGGUAAUAGCAAAAGAAGAGGAUCAUGGCAUACACCAGAGAAACUCAAUAAAAAAGGUUUCUUACAUAGAGGAUGUUCUAUGUCAACUGGAGAGAAGUCACCUGAUCGUAAAAAAAGCUCAACGUUGAAAAGCAUGAAAUCUUUCAUGAAGUUAGGAAAACAGAGACCACCAAGAGCUAGAUCUUGUGACAGUAAUUCUGAAACAAAGGAACUUAUCGAUAGAAGAGAUUCGAGUUGUCCGACAUCUAACGAACCUUCCAGGACAAAUUCUUUUACUUCACUUGAAAGCAAUACGUCUGACAACGAGAGCCAAACGAGUAUUAAUAAUAUUGAGCAUGAAGAACCAAUUGUUACAAAAUCAGUUAAAAAACCUAAACCUAAGGCAAAUGAUACAGCAGCUCAAGGUGCAUUGAAGGCACAAGAUUAUCAAGUAUGCGUGACUAUCAUAGAAGCGAGACAAUUAGCAGGGCUUAAUAUGGAUCCUGUUGUUUGCGUUCAAGUUGGGGAUCAAAGAAAAUACACCAGCGUAAAGGAAUCUACUAAUUGUCCUUAUUACAACGAGUACUUCGUUUUCGAUUUUCACAUGCCACCUGUGAUGCUAUUCGACAAGAUCAUCACUUUAUCCGUGCAGCAAUCGCGGAAUCUCUUGCGUGCUAACUUAACACUGGGCAGCUUUAAGUUAGAUAUUGCAACCGUUUGGGCACAGCCAGAUCAUCAAUUUUAUCACAAAUGGGCACUUCUGACCGAUCCCGAUGACGUAGCUGGUGGUCCCAAGGGAUAUUUAAAAUGUGACAUAAGCGUAAUUGGAAAAGGUGAUACCAUUAAAAUUCCACCUAAAAGUGAGAAAGAUGAGGAUGACAUCGAGGGAAAUCUUUUGUUACCUGAUGGUGUACCAAUAGAAAGACAAAGGGCAAAAUUUAUUGUUAAAAUUUACAGAGCCGAUGGUUUGCCAAAAAUGAACAGCAGUAUUAUGGCUAAUGUUAAAAAAGCGUUCACCGGUGAAGUCAAAGAUCUCGUUGAUCCUUACGUCCAAGUUUCGUUUGCUGGUUUGAGCGGAAAAACAACCGUAAAAAGAAACAGUUAUGCACCAAUUUGGAACGAACAAAUCGUCUUUUCAGAAAUGUUUCCGCCACUGUGUCAAAGAAUAAAAAUUCAACUUUGUGAUAACGAUCCAGUUCAUGCUACAGUAAUUGGUACACACUUUGUUGAUUUGAAACAAAUCAGUAAUGACGGUGAAAAAGGUUUUUUACCAACCUUUGGUCCAGCUUUUAUUCAUCUUUAUGGUAGUAUCAGGGAUUAUAGUUUGAUAGAUGAACACUCGACCUUGAAUACGGGACUUGGUGAAGGGAUCUCUUAUAGAGCAAGAUUAUUGGUAGCAAUUAGAACGGAGAUAAGUGAUAACGUUGAAAUGGCACCUUCGGAGGUCGAGGUCGAACCAACUGUGCCAAUCAACGAGGCAGCUUAUGCGAGAAAUGAGGAAUUCUUUUUAUUUGCAACUAUAAUGGAUGCUACUAUGAUAGAUAAGAAGCUUUGUGAUAAACCCAUGUAUUUUGAGAUAUCUAUUGGUAAUGCUGGUAAUGCUUUGGAUGGACAUAAUGAAAGUUCCAAGAUAUGCGAAAUGAAAGGUGGAUCAAACGGUGAAGAAGAAGAAUUGCAAGAAGUUGUUAGCGGAUCUUGGCAAAGUACAACACCUACCACCAAACCAAUGACACAUGAUAAAAUUUAUUACUUUUUACCAUACUGGGAUGACAAACCAUGUCUUCACGUACGAAGUAUUUGGCCUGAUUAUAGACGUAGAAUGUACAAUAGUAAUAUCAUCGGCAAGAUUGUUGACAAAUUGGAAGAAGGAUUAACCGAGGUUCAACAAAGAAUUGAAGAUCCUGCUAGUGAAAAAUUAUUGAAAACUGUACUGGAAGAAUUAUCUAGCAGUUGUAAUCGUUACGUUGGUAUCAGUAAAUCAAGUUCAACUGGACCAGGUGUUGGUAAGACUAAAUUGGACAAGGAAAGGAUGAAACUUUGUCAAAGAGAGAUGGAAAGCAUCGGAACCAUGGCAAAGAACUUGAAAGCCAUUAUUACGAAGAACAGUUUUAAGGAACGAUUGAAAACUGCACAGAAUUAUCUACAAAAAUUGAAGUUCUUAGUUGAGGAUCCGCAAGAUUCAUUACCCGAUGUCUUCAUUUGGGUCAUCAGUUCCGGUAGACGGGUUGCCUAUCAAAGAAUUUCAUGCAGGGAAUUGAUUUAUUCUAUCGUUGACGAGGAAUGCGGUAGAAAUUGUGGAAAAAUACAGACGAUGUUUUUAAAGUUACCAGGAAAGAAAAGAUUUGGACCAUCUGGUUGGGCAAUACAAACGAAAUUACAAAUUUAUAUGUGGUUGGGUAUACUAAAACACAAAAAAUAUUUCAUCGAGGGUUUACCAAAGGGUUACGAGAUGAGUCAUGAACUUAAGAAUCUCGACAGAUUACGUGCAUUACCACCUACUGUUAUUCAUUACGUUGAUAAACACAAAUUUCAAUUAAGAGCACACAUGUAUCAAGCAAGAUCGUUGAUCGGUAGCGAUGCAUCCGGUUUAUCGGAUCCAUUCGCACGUGUAAUAUGCGGUGAAUUUUGUAAAUCAACACAAGUAAUUGAUGAAACAUUGAGCCCAACAUGGGACGAAUUACUUUUAUUCGAUGACAUUUUAAUUUAUGGUACAGCUGAAGAAAUUAAAAAGGAUCCACCAUCGAUAGUCAUCGAAAUAUUCGAUCAAGACAAAGUGGGAAAAUCUGAAUACAUUGGUCGUGCUAUUGCAAAACCUCACGUUAAACUUACCUCAGAAAAUUAUGUCCCACCUAAUUAUCCACCAUCCUUGGAAUGGUACGAAAUUACAAGAGGAGCUGGCAGAGCUGGUGAACUUUUAGCUGUAUUCGAAUUACUCGAACAUCCAGCUACAAAAGAUCUUGGAUUUCCAACAUUACCAGAUCCAAAAGAUAAAUGUCAACAAAUGUUACCUUCAGGUCCUGAUCAAGGUCCUAUUCUUCCAGUACCUGUUGGAAUACGACCUACUUUAGCAAAAUAUAGGAUAGAGGUACUAUUUUGGGGAUUACGUGACUUAAAAAGAGUACAUUUAUUAACUGUGGACAAACCAAGGGUUGACGUUGAAUGUGCCGGUCACAUUUUGUACUCAUCUGUCAUUGCUAAUGCUAAAAAAAAUCCAAACUUCAAUACGCCUAUUAAAUUUUUAGAAUUAGAAUUACCCGAACAAGAACUUUAUCGGCCACCAUUAACGAUAAGAGCUGUUGAUUGUCGAAGUUUUGGAAGAUACACGUUGGUGGGAACGCAUACUAUUAAUUCGAUUCAUAAAUAUACUUAUUGUCCGCAAACUAAAAGAGCACGUGACGUUGAAGAGAGAAAGAAGAGUCUUUAUCAAUUGCAAUGUGCCGGACUCGAACAAGGAAGAUCAAAGUAUCAACAACAAACGAGUAUGCCAGAAUCUUUUACCCAAUCCGAUAUUGGUUCUAAUAACAAUGAUACAAUAAUCACAUUAGGAUUUGAACAAUGUGCUUGGCAAACUAAACGAGACAAAACUGAACAAAAUUUACGAAAAAAACAAAGUCCAAUGAACGAUAUUGUAUUAAAUGACGUUGGUAUAUUGGACGAUGGUGAUGGUUGUCAGGAUUGGUGGACGAAAUAUUUUGCAUCGGUUGAAGCAAUGAUUGAGGAAAAUAAAGAAUUAAGAAGAGAAAAAUCGAUAUUUCAAGCACAAUCUAAUGGAACAUUGCCAGCAUUUUUGGAAGAUGCAUUUGAACAAGGACAAGCUAGACAAUCAACGACGACAGGUGAAAAAAGUCCGGGUCUCGUUUAUCCUAGUAAAAAAUUGUUUGGCUUGAAAUCACCGUCAAAUGCAUCGAAAUUCGUGUCAAAAAUUAGUCCAAAACAUAUGCCAAGAAAGAUAAUACAUAAAGCAGCAUUACUCAAGAUUUAUCCCAACGAAUUGGAAGCCCAACCAGAAUUUGAACAAUUCAAAGAAUGGUUGCAUACGUUUGAACUUUAUCGAGGUAAAAAAACUGGUGAUGAACCUGAAGAUGAGCAUAGAAUCGUUGGAUAUUUUAAAGGAGCAUUGAAAGUAUACAAAUGGCCAUUACCAAAGGAUCUGAUAGAUCAUACAGUAAUGGGAUUUGAUCCUCAGUAUGGUUUCUUUCAAGGUGUACCAUCUAACGAACCAAUUCACGUACUUGUCAGAGUAUACAUUGUUAAAGCCAAUGAUCUUCAUCCUUGCGAUCUUAAUGGUAAAGCUGAUCCUUACGUUGUUUUACAAUUGGGUGGUAAAAGGAUUAGUGAUAAGGAAAAUUAUGUUUCUAAACAAUUAAAUCCUGUAUUCGGGAAGUGUUUCGAAAUAGAAGCAACAUUUCCUCAGGAUUCCUUGUUAACGGUUCAAGUACUCGAUUGGGAUUUAGUUGGUACCGAUGAUAUGAUUGGCGAGACAAAAAUUGAUUUGGAAAAUCGUUUUUACAGUAGGCACCGUGCCACUUGUGGUUUUCCAAGACGAUACGAUGAAUCGGGUUAUAACAAAUGGAGGGAUGCUAUGAAACCAACACAAAUUUUAUCUAAAUUAUGCAAAGAGGGUAAAGUAGAUGGUCCUGUGUAUUCACAUGGACGUGUAACCAUUGGAAGAAAAACAUUUUCAUUGUCCAACGAGGAUAUGGAAUUUUACGUUCAUUCAAAAGGUAUAGAAGAACACCUUGCAUUGGCUGUACUUCAUCAAUGGAAUUCUUUUCCUCGUAUUGGUUCGACUUUAGUACCAGAACACGUUGAAACUCGGCCACUUUACAAUCCUGAGAAGCCUGGUAUUGAACAAGGAAAAUUAGAGAUGUGGGUGGACAUGUUUCCAAUGGAUAUGCCUUCACCAGGUUCACCAAUUGACAUAUCACCUAGGAAACCUAAAAGUUAUGAGUUACGUGUUAUCAUUUGGAAUACAGAUGACGUUGUGUUAGAAGAUGAUGCUUUCUUUACCGGUGAAAAGAUGAGCGAUAUUUAUGUUAAAGGUUGGUUAAAAGGACCAGAGGAUUGUCAAUCAACCGACAUUCAUUAUCGAUCAUUGACCGGUGAGGGUAACUUCAAUUGGAGAUUCAUUUUUCCAUUUGAUUAUUUAGUUGCUGAAGAAAAAAUCGUCAUCAAUCGAAAAGAAAGUCUUUUCAGUUGGGACGAAACUGAAUGUAAAAUUCCAGCACGAUUGGAAUUACAAGUAUGGGAUGCCGAUCAUUUUUCAGCAGACGAUUUUUUGGGUGCAAUUACUCUCGAUCUUAAUCGAUUUCCACGUGGUGCAAAAAAUAGCAAACUAUGUACACUUGGUAUGUUAAAAACGGAUGGUUCUGUACCAAUGGUUAAUAUAUUUAAACAGAAACGAGUUAAAGGUUGGUGGCCAUUUUACGUGAAGAAGGAAAACGAAGAUAUGGAACUUACGGGUAAGGUUGAAGCUGAAAUACAUUUAUUGACGAAAGAAGAAGCGGAAAAAAAUCCUGCUGGUUUUGGUAGAAAUGAACCUGACCCAUUGGAUAAACCUAAUCGACCGGAUGCCUCAUUCAUGUGGUUCCUGAAUCCUUUAAAAUCAAUCAAAUAUAUCGUUUGGCACAAUUAUAAAUGGGCUAUUUUGAAAGCUAUGAUAAUGAUAGGUUUAAUAGUACUCAUACUCCUAUUUUUCUACGCUAUUCCUGGUUAUUCGGUGAAAAAGAUUUUAGGAGCUUAAAUAAAAAUAAAAAUAAAAAUAAAAAUAAAAAUAAAAAUAAAAAAUAUGAGCGCAAAUUGAAAUAAUGUACAAAUGAUAUGAAACGAAGAAGUUGUUGGUAUGAAGAAGAAAAAAAAAAAAAGUAAAAAAAGAAACAAAAAAGAAAAAAAGUAAUUUAGAAUAAAUUUAGAAUA
Polistes dominula (European paper wasp) is the source of this 6600-nucleotide messenger RNA. Its product is annotated as otoferlin. Gene Ontology annotation, cellular component: membrane. Gene Ontology annotation, biological process: plasma membrane organization. Lineage: Eukaryota; Metazoa; Arthropoda; Insecta; Hymenoptera; Vespidae. The record is from RefSeq and is a predicted model, not a curated record.